Molecule: messenger RNA, 1125 nt
Organism: Rotaria socialis
Lineage: Eukaryota; Metazoa; Rotifera; Eurotatoria; Philodinida; Philodinidae
Source: the annotation of a GenBank genome assembly
AUGGCUGACAUAUUAUUAAUUGAAGGAUUUUAUGAUGGUUCUCAUCGUUCAUUAAUAGAUCUUCUUCAUCGAGUAUUAUCACCCCGUUCGAUGUUAAUAACCUUACCAGGUAACAAAUGGCCAUGGCGCGCUCGAUGUUCAUCAUUAAUUCUAUCAGAUUUAAUACCAAACAAUGAAAAUUCAUUCAAAUAUGUAUUUAGCUCAUCGAUUGUUAAUUUAAGUGAAUUGAUAUCUCUUCGUGUUGAUCUUCUUUCAGCAAAAAAAAUAAUUUACUUCCAUGAAAAUGAUUUAGCUUAUCCAAAACAAAAUGAACAACAAGAAAAACGAGAUUUUCAAUAUGGUUAUAAUCAAAUUUUAACAGCAUUAGUUGCUGAUAUUUGUUUAUUUAAUUCUUUGUAUAAUUUAAAUACAUUUCUUGAUAAACUUGGACCUUUUCUGAAUCGAAUUCCAUCACCGAAACCAAAUACUCAACAAAUUCGACAAAAAAUUGCAAAUAAAUCUAAAGUCUUUUAUUAUCCGUUAGAUAAACCAACUUUAUCAAUUCAGAUAAAUACUGAGAAAACAGGUCCAUUAUGUAUUGUUUGGCCACAUCGUUGGGAACACGAUAAAGAUCCAGAAACAUUUUUUUCUGUGAUUCUUGAACUUUAUGAAACGUAUUCAUUAGAAUUUAAGUUAAUUAUUCUUGGUCAAUCAUAUGGUGAACAACCAUCAAUAUUUUCAGAAGUUUUAUCUAGAUUACCAUCAAAUUAUAUACGCCAUUGGGGUUUUAUAGAAUCGAAAUCUGACUAUGAAAAAUUAUUAAGGGAAGGUGAUGUUGUUGUAUCAACAGCUCUACAUGAAUUUUUCGGUGUUGCUAUGUUAGAAGCUUGUAGAGCUGGGUGCAUUCCUAUUGUACCAGAUAGAUUAGCUUAUACAGAACUUUAUCCCAAUGAACAACAUCGAUAUAGAACAAAAACGCAAUUAUUUAACAAAUUAAAAGAAUAUUGUCAAAAACCAGAUAAUCUUAGAAACAAAAUAACGAAACAAGAUACAUUUCAAUUUGAAUGGGAUAAUAAUGAAUUAAUUAGACACCAAUAUCUAGAGUUAUUUCAACAUGAAUCAUUAAAUAGUAACGUAGCAACCUAA